Messenger RNA from Mytilus californianus (California mussel), 1208 nucleotides. RefSeq names its product sulfotransferase 1B1-like. Lineage: Eukaryota; Metazoa; Mollusca; Bivalvia; Mytilida; Mytilidae. The transcript has 6 exons. Gene Ontology annotation, molecular function: sulfotransferase activity. The coding region runs from base 180 to 1070 and encodes 296 amino acids. The record is from RefSeq and is a predicted model, not a curated record. Gene Ontology annotation, cellular component: cytoplasm. Gene Ontology annotation, biological process: sulfation.
AAUGCAAUGACAUAAUAAACAACAGUAGAAAAUGGGUCAAGCUCAAUAUAAAACAACCUAUUCAUUCAGUAAAUGGUUCGAUGUCGACUAAAUAGAUAAAGAGGUCAUUAAAUAUCUAUAGUUUGAUGAAAUUCUUUGUCUUCCCAGCUGUUGACAGAUUACACAGGCAGUAAACCAAAAUGGAGUUGGACCUAGAGGAGAAGAAGAAAAUGUUGGCCAAUCUUGAACAGGUUCCUGAGCCAGAGUUUGAAGGAGUUUCGUAUCCAUCGUUUAUUCCGUUUAGGAAAAAAGGAGCCAAGAACGUUAUUGAAGAUAUAAUGAAUGUCAAAUCUAGAGAUUCAGAUAUAAUACUCUGCACGUAUGCAAAGUCAGGAACACAUUGGACUUAUGAAAUUGUUUAUAUGUUACUGAGAAACACGACAGAAUUAGACAAAAAAAGCAAAAUACAAGUCAUGUUAGAAGCAGUUGAUGAUUUGUCUGUGUUAAACAGCGUUCCAUCACCAAGGAUUAUGGACACGCAUUGUCUAUUCAAAUAUAUACCUAAGCAACACAGAGAAAACAAGGGCAAAAUUGUCCACAUGAUUCGAAAUCCUAAAGAUGUAUGUGUUUCAUAUUAUUACCACUGUUUAAAAGAUAUUUUUGUCAACUUUGAUGGAACGUGGGACGAAUUUUUAGAAUUGUUUAUGUCUGGAAAACUGCCUUAUGGAACAUGGUAUAACUAUGAGUUAGAAAUAGAACGAGCAGCGAGAGACUUUCCUGGGAUGAUUUUUACCUGUUGUUAUGAAGAUAUGAAACAGGAACCUGUUAGAGAGAUAAAGAAACUUGCAGAUUUUCUUGGUAUAGCAUGUUCAGAUGACACCUUAGAAAAGAUUGCUAAAAAAACAUCAUUUGAGAAUAUGCAGAAAAACAAAUUUGAUUUCACCCAGAUUGUAGAUGGCAAAGGAUUUAUAUUUCGAAAAGGUGAAAUAGGAGAUUGGAAAAACCAUUUUACGGUCGCACAAAAUGAAAAAUUUGAUGCUCAGUUUAAAGAAGAAAUGAAAGACAGUAAAUACAAGAUAACCUUUGAAUAACAUACUGUGUAUGACAUUCGCAAAUGAAAUUGGAAGGCUAUUUAGUUCCAAACUGUACAUACUUGUAUACAAAGCGGCCAAAAAUUGUACAAUCGAGAUGUUACAGCAAGAUUAAUAAAUAAAGUGUAUCAUGUAGUU